UAAUUUCGUUAUUACUUAAAUCGACAUUGAAUUACUUUCGAUGACGGAACAUUUGGAAAAUUGAAUUCUGAACUAAAUUUUAUAGAAAUCCUGUCUUUUUAAUUUCUGGGUCAUCUCUAUUUUGCCUCUUUAGUAAUGGAUUGUAUGUUUUGUAGACUUUGUUGAAAAGUUGAACAUUUACAAGUUAGAACUGUGGUUAAAAUUUGCACGGAUCUUGUUUUUAUUUUUUUUCUGGGUUCAUUUCUUCUUUUUUCCCACCCUAUUUUACAAUUAAUUGUAUAUUCUGCUGACUUUCUGGAAUAUGCGAGUUUCUUGUGCAUAAAACUGUACUCUUUUUGCUUCUGUAGUUUGCCUCCCUAGUUUGAUGGCAGAUUUAUUUUGAAGGCUUGUGUAAAAGAUUAUUUUUUUUUCUUUGUAUGUAGUGUAAUGGAUGCUUAAACUCUUCAAUUAGUACCUGAUUUUGGUAUUAUUGUGAGAAGAGAAUUUUUAUUGUUGGGUUGGAGUGGGAAUAUCUUGCUGCUGAUACUAUGGAAAGUACGUGUUGGAAGUUUAAAUGGGCAGUUUGUUGAAAUGCAAUUGGGGACUCAGAGUCCGGACAUGUUAAAACCAAUUCAAUGCCUUUAGUUCUAAAUAUGAUUCCUCAUUUCGAUGAGACAUUUUGUGUUGAGAUCUUAGAAUAUGGAUGCCCUGGCCUACAUGAUGAUGUAUCUUUUGGUUGAUUUUUUAUAUUUUCAUUUUUUUUAGGAGAUUUCUGAAAGAUGGUUGGAAUUUUAUUUUGAGGUACAAAGUGGUCAUUUUCGUGUUUCUCUAGUAUGGAGCUGUAUGAAUGUCCUUUUUGAGCCUAAUCUGACAAUUAUAGCUUAAGGAAUUGGGAGAUAGAUUUAUUCCCUCGUCAAUCCUCUGUGCUGUUAUAAAAUUGGGGACUUAUAAAAAAAAAAAUUAUAAAAUUAGGGAAAAAGCUUAUUAGGUGCCUUAUUCAGUAAAUUGCAUGGAAUUGAACUUUUAUAAUUUCUGAUAAAUGUAGCAGUCUGUUCAAAUUUGAUUCUUCGAAUGACUAUAAUCCAUUUUGAUCUGUGCCUUCAAUGAGAAUCUUCUUGGGUUGAUAAAGAUUUUUCUUGAAAUAAAACCAUCAAAGAUUUGCUUAGAAUAUUUAUAUUGUAGAUAUACAGUGGAGUGUGUUAUAUUGGUAAUCUAAUGCAGGUUAUGAACCUUUCCUUAGAGGAUCUAUUAGAAACAGUUCUUGAUUUGUGAGAAAAACAAAAAUCAUGCAUAUAAAACAGGACCUGUAAUCUGAAAGCUGUCACCAUGUCUUCUUCAUAUCUUCCAGCAACCACAGAUUCGCUUGUUCUGGCUACUGAAACAAAAACUCCAUCCGAGGCUAUAUCUAUCCUCUAUCGCGUACUUGACAACCCCUCAUCUUCUUCUGAGGCUCUAAGGAUAAAAGAACAGGCCAUCUCCAAUCUCUCCGAUCUUCUUAGACAAGAGAACAAAGCUGAGGAACUAAAAAAUCUACUGACCCAGCUCCGUCCGUUCUUCUCGUUGAUACCCAAAGCAAAGACUGCAAAAAUUGUCCGUGGAAUUGUUGAUGCAGUAGCCAAAAUACCAGAUACAUCAGAUCUCCAAAUUGCCCUCUGCAAGGAAAUGGUGCAAUGGACCCGUGCAGAGAAGCGAACUUUCCUUCGCCAACGAAUUGAGGCAAGACUUGCAGCUCUUUUGAUGGAAAACAAGGAAUAUUCUGAAGCAUUAAAUCUUCUUUCAGGCCUGAUCAAGGAAGUAAGAAGAUUAGAUGAUAAGCUCCUGCUUGUCGAUAUAGAUUUGUUGGAGAGCAAGCUCCAUUUUUCUCUGAGAAACCUUCCUAAAGCUAAGGCUGCACUUACUGCUGCAAGAACAGCUGCCAAUGCUAUUUACGUGCCUCCCGCUCAGCAGGGCACCAUAGAUUUACAAAGUGGGAUUCUUCAUGCAGAAGAGAAGGAUUACAAAACUGCUUAUAGCUAUUUUUAUGAAGCUUUUGAAGCUUUCAAUGCCCUCGAAGAUCCUCAGGCCAUAUAUAGCCUCAAGUAUAUGUUGCUCUGCAAAAUCAUGGUUAGCCAAGCUGAUGAUGUUGCAGGAAUAAUAUCCUCCCCCAAGGUGGGUUUGCAAUAUCAGGGCCCUGAACUCGAUGCAAUGAAAGCCAUCGCUGAUGCUCAUUCAAAACGUUCGUUGAAGCUUUUUGAGACUGCUCUUCAAAAUUUUAGGGCUCAGCUUGAGGAAGAUCCUAUUGUCCACAGGCACCUUUCUUCCCUUUACGAUACACUGCUUGAGCAGAACCUUUGUAGGUUGAUUGAACCUUUCUCAAGGGUCGAGAUUUCUCAUAUUGCCGAGUUAAUUGAAUUGCCUGCCGACCAUGUCGAGAAGAAAUUAUCGCAAAUGAUCUUGGACAAGAAAUUUGCUGGAACUUUGGACCAGGGUGCUGGAUGCCUCGUCAUUUUUGAUGAUCCCAAAACAGAUGCUAUAUAUCCAGCUACACUAGAAACCAUUUCGAAUAUGGCCAAAGUUGUGGACAGUCUUUACGUGAGAUCAGCCAAAAUAAUGGCAUGAGGUUGAAAUUGUUGGAUGUCCUUCCAAUUGGCAGCUACUUUUAUCUUUUCUAUCUCGGGAUUCAUCAGGUUGUGCUUGCUUUUUUACUCCAUUUACACUCUCUUCAAGUUAGUGUACUCUCUGUUAAACAUUUUUCGCUCUAGGUUCUUUAAAUUCUUAAAAUUUUCGAUCCCCCCUUACGGGCUUCAUGAUCUGUUUGAACCUCUAUGGCUAUUUCCAGAGUCGGACUGAUUCUUUUCUUGGA
Olea europaea var. sylvestris is the source of this 2821-nucleotide messenger RNA. RefSeq names its product 26S proteasome non-ATPase regulatory subunit 11 homolog. Bases 1306 to 2577 code for a protein of 423 amino acids. The transcript has 2 exons. Gene Ontology annotation, biological process: ubiquitin-dependent protein catabolic process. The record is from RefSeq and is a predicted model, not a curated record. NCBI's taxonomy places the organism in Eukaryota, Viridiplantae, Streptophyta, Magnoliopsida, Lamiales, Oleaceae. Gene Ontology annotation, cellular component: proteasome regulatory particle, lid subcomplex. Gene Ontology annotation, molecular function: structural molecule activity; protein binding.